UUUAAAUCUCCAGAGUAACACUCAAACACGCUCUACUUUAACAUACUGUACCUCAGGGAAGGUGACUAAAAUCUCUUAUCUUUUAUCUUUUGCGCAAAAUCAUUAAACCAGACCUGAAGACAGAUAUUGAGUGCACAGUGCUGACCUUUUGGAGUUUUUGAUAAUGCCCAACAAAGCCCAGGAGGAUGCUGUGAUCAAUCUAAAGACGCUGCAGGAGACUUCCAGGCAGCUUGGUUUUGAGUGGACAGUUUUGGCAUAUGAGCUUGGCUUCAAUAGAACUGAGAUAGGACGCUUCCACGCCAGCUCUACAGAGAAGAGUGUCCAGGCCAAGGCCAUGCUGGAAAGCUGGUACGAGAAGUCAUGGGACAAGCCAAAUAAGACCAAGCUGCUGCAAGACGGACUGGAACGAGCUGGCAGACGGGACCUGGCUGAGAGACUGCAUUGCCUUCACUGGGGUCACCAGAAACUGAGUCAAAGGGUGGAGCUUCCCUCUGCCUUCCCCUUCCUCAUCACAGUCCACAGGACCAUCGACAACCGAGACGCACUACGUAAAAUCAACGACCUAAGUCGUAGAUUCACUUAAACCUGGGUGAAAACGCAAGUAGCUGUGGCUAUGUCUGUAAUUUGUGUUCUACAUGUGCAUAUGUGAUACUGCAAAGAAGCAAAUGGACUCAGAGUCAAUUAACCAACAAAUCAUGAUAUAUGCUACUUUUUGUAGUGCAAGAAAUUAAAGCUUUGCA
Messenger RNA from Pundamilia nyererei, 740 nucleotides. RefSeq names its product p53-induced death domain-containing protein 1. The record is from RefSeq and is a predicted model, not a curated record. Gene Ontology annotation, biological process: signal transduction. Gene Ontology annotation, molecular function: protein binding. Lineage: Eukaryota; Metazoa; Chordata; Actinopteri; Cichliformes; Cichlidae. The transcript is spliced from 3 exons. The coding region runs from base 164 to 583 and encodes 139 amino acids.